ACGAUAAUGAAUGGAAAGGCAUCGUAGCCAAGAAAAUUCAGCUCAGCAGCUAAAUAGCCUUGCUUUUGGUUGGAUUAUUAUUGAAAGAAGAAUUCACAGAAAGAAAUGGAAAUGGAUUGGCCGGAUAAAUCGGAGACCAUUCUUUGGAACAGAAAAACAAUUCUAUCCUCGUUGUUACUGUUGAGAUUAGGUUCCGUUUAGAGUAAAUUACAUAUUAGUGUUCUUUACAAAUGCAAAAGUAUCAGUUAUUUUUAAUGAGACAGAAUGAAACUGGUGUGGUGUAAACUUUUGAUUUAAACUGAAACGUUUGAAACAGAAGUGGUUGUGAUUUGGAAUAACGCAUUUUGGAGGAACAGGGGGAACUACCCACUGUUGGAAAAACUCUGGAAUAACGUCGUAAGAAGGAACGUAAUUUAUUUGAUUUACUAAUUUAUUUUAACCAUGGGGAAUAUUGAGAGUGUGGAUGGACAGUCGGACAAUAUGAAGCAUCAUAUAAUGCCGUUGAAAGUGCCCAUUCCUGACCAGUCGGAGUUGGAGGAGAGAUUUGCUUUAGUUUUGAAUUCCAUGAACCUUCCUCCUGACAAAGCCAGACUCCUCAGACAGUAUGAUAAUGACAAGAAAUGGGACCUCAUCUGUGACCAGGAACGGUUUCAGGUGAAGAACCCUCCUCAUGCCUACAUCUCUAAGCUACGGGGCUACUUAGACCCAGGAGUCACACGCAAGAAGUUCCGAAGGCGGGUCCAGGAAUCCACUAAGGUUCUGAGGGAACUGGAGAUAUCACUGAGGACCAAUCACAUAGGGUGGGUCCGGGAGUUCCUCAACGAUGAGAACAGGGGUCUUGAUAUCCUGGUGGAGUACCUGUCCUUUGCUCAGUGUGCUGUCAUGUUGAAUUUUGAGGGUCUGGAGAUGGGGGAGGAGAUUUCCCUGGACAAGUCUAAGUCCUGGAGUAGGUCUAUAGAGGAUCUCCAUCAGGGCAGCACUCAGCCUUUCUGCAACACGCUGGUCCGCUCUGCGCGCCAGUCUGUUCUCCGCUAUGGCACAGCACCGAACAGCAAAACCAUCAAGAACUCACUACUCGUGAGCCAGAAGGACGACGUGCACGUUUGCAUCAUGUGCUUGCGAGCCAUAAUGAACUACCAGUAUGGCUUCAACCUGGUCAUGUCGCACGCACACGCAGUCAACGAAAUAGCCCUCAGUCUGAAUAAUAGGAACUCGAGGACUAAAGCCCUGGUUCUGGAGCUGCUGGCUGCGGUGUGUCUGGUUAGAGGAGGCCAUGAGAUCAUACUCUCUGCCUUCGACAACUUCAAAGAGGUGUGCAAGGAGAAGCAUCGCUUUGAGAAGCUGAUGGACUAUUUCCGUGUGGAGGAUGGGAACAUCGACUUCAUGGUGGCCUGCAUGCAGUUCAUCAACAUCAUGGUUCACUCAGUAGAAGACAUGAACUUCAGGGUUCACCUGCAGUAUGAGUUCACCAAGCUGGGCCUUGACGACUACCUGGAGAAAUCCAAGUACACAGAGAGUGACAAGCUGUCGGUCCAGAUUCAGGCCUACCUGGACAAUGUGUUUGAUGUGGGGGGGCUGCUGGAGGAUGCGGAGACCAAGAACGUGGCUCUGGAGAAGGUGGAGGAACUGGAGGAACACCUGUCCCACGUGACGGAGAAGCUUCUGGACGUGGAGAAUGAGACCAUUAUGAAAGUGGCUGACCUGGAGAAGCAGCUCCUGCAGAAGGACAAGGAUCUCCACGUCAUACGGGAGACGUACGAGUCGACCAACACCCAGGUACACACCCUGAGGAGGAUGAUCAAGGAGAAGGACGCUGCCUUCCAGAGGAGCUUCAACAUCGAGAAGCGCCUGCUGGAGAUGGAACAGCAGGGGACCAUCCGCCUCCGCAAGCAGCCGGACGGGGACAUCGCCAUCGAGCCCCUGGGAGGGGGCGGUGGUGGUGGUGGUGGAGGAGGAGGGGGUGGAGGUCCUGGGGUGCCUCUCAGUGACGUUGGGCAGAACGGAGGGUUCUCAGUGGGGCCUGAAGGGGUAACAGGGCCAGGAGGACCAGGAGGACCAGGGACUAGUCUACCAAGGGCCAGUGAAGUACCACCUCCUCCUCCCCCCCCUCCACUUCCCUCUGCUCUAGGAGAGAAUGCUCCAUGCCCACCCCCACCCCCUCCUAUGGCCCCACCUCUACCAGGAACUGCUCCCAAUUUCAUCCUCAAUAUGGGCCUAUCAGCUAUCAGGAUCAAGAAGCCCAUCAAGACCAAGUUCCGUCUGCCUAUAUUCAACUGGACCGCUCUGAAACCCAACCAGAUCAACGGUACGGUCUUCAGUGAGAUAGAUGAUGAAAGAGUACUAGAGGACCUGGAUGUGGAGAAGUUUGAGGAACUGUUUAAGACCAAGGCCCAGGGUCCAGUGGUGGACCUGAGUGGCCCCAAGACCAAGGUAUCUCAGAAGGCUAUCAACAAGAUCUCCCUGCUGGACGCAAACCGCUCCAAGAACCUGGCUAUCACCCUGAGGAAGGCCAACAAGAGCACUGAAGAGAUCUGCAAAGCCAUACAGACCUUCGACCUGAAGGCCCUGCCGGUGGACUUUGUGGAGUGUCUGAUGCGGUUUCUUCCCACGGAGGCCGAGGGGAAGAUGAUGCGUCAGUACGAGCGGGAGCGGCGGCCGCUGGACGCGCUGACGGACGAGGACCGAUUCAUGCUCUUCUUCUCCAAGAUCGAACGGCUCACCCAGAGGAUGAAUAUCAUUACGUUCGUCGGGAACUUCUCAGACAACGUCAACAUGCUAACCCCGCAGCUCAACGCCAUCAUCGCAGCGUCCGCAUCCGUCAAGUCUUCACCCAAGUUAAAACGAAUGCUAGAGAUCAUCUUAGCCCUGGGAAACUACAUGAACAGCAGCAAGAGAGGAUCUGUGUAUGGCUUCAAACUACAAAGUCUUGAUCUGCUACUGGACACUAAGUCUACAGACAGGAAGAUGACUCUGCUCCACUACAUAGCUGUGGUUGUCAAGGAGAAGUAUCCUGAGCUGGCUAACUUCUUCAACGAACUGCACUUUGUGGACAAAGCUGCUGCAGUGUCUCUGGAGAAUGUGCUGCUGGACGUGCGGGAGCUGGGUAAAGGGAUGGAUCUGAUCAGGAGAGAGUCUAGUCUCCAUGACCACUCUGUUCUCAAGGGCUUCCUCCAGACCAGCGACACUCAGCUGGACAAACUGCAGAAGGAUGCCAAGACCGCUGAGGAAGCCUUCAACAAUGUGGUGAACUACUUUGGGGAGAGUUCCAAGACGACUCCUCCCUCCGUGUUCUUCCCUGUGUUUGUGCGAUUCAUCAGAGCUUACAAGGAUGCAGUGGAGGACAAUGAGCAGAGGAAAAAGCAGGAGAAAGCCAUGAGAGAGAAGUUACUGGCUCAGGAGGCCAAGCAACAUGACCCCAAGGUCCAGGUAGUGAAAAAGAGGCAGCAGCAACAGGAGCUGAUCUCUGAGCUGCGUAAACGCCAGGCCAAGGACCACCGGCCCGUAUACGAGGGGAAGGACGGCACCAUUGAGGAUAUCAUCACAGUGCUGAAGAGCGUCCCCUUCACAGCCCGUACUGCUAAACGAGGCUCACGGUUCUUCUGUGAUGCACAGCUGUGUGACGACUCCAACUGCUAGUCCCUACAGUUCCUCCCCCCCUAAUGCCAAGAUCUCCGCAGCCAGCCUUUUCUGCGGCACGACACGCUGAUCCGGAGCGGCUGGAAGAGACCCUAAACAAACCACUCGUUCUUCCUCCCUUAUCAUCCCUUCCUUUUAUAACCCCCCCCCCCCUGUGUCUCGGUGGUCUCACCCACCCGAGGCUGCACAGAGACUAAAAGGUGGACAGGACCGAACCAAUGGCCCUUGUUUUACAGGGGUAUUUAUUUAUUUAUGGAGAUCCUUUAUGGACACUGUCUCUCAACAAGCAGGUGUAACUGUAGUAUCACCGACAUAGCCUACCCUCCUCUCCCACUGCAAACACACACCGCACACCCACAGAUAAUAUUAAGAACAGGACUGGGCAGAAAGAGUCCAAAGAAGAAGAGUAUAGUGGUGAGUUGAGCCCUUAAAGGGGCGGCUCACCUCACACCCACAGAUAAUAUUAAGAACAGGACUGGGCAGAAAGAGUCCAAAGAAGAAGAGUAUAGUG
Oncorhynchus gorbuscha (pink salmon) is the source of this 4147-nucleotide messenger RNA. Its product is annotated as formin-like protein 3. Gene Ontology annotation, cellular component: cytosol. Gene Ontology annotation, biological process: cortical actin cytoskeleton organization; cell migration; regulation of cell shape. Gene Ontology annotation, molecular function: small GTPase binding; actin filament binding. The record is from RefSeq and is a predicted model, not a curated record. NCBI's taxonomy places the organism in Eukaryota, Metazoa, Chordata, Actinopteri, Salmoniformes, Salmonidae. The coding region runs from base 442 to 3636 and encodes 1064 amino acids. The transcript is spliced from 24 exons.